Protopterus annectens (West African lungfish) is the source of this 1624-nucleotide messenger RNA. It is a transcript of the gene PEX11A, whose product is annotated as peroxisomal biogenesis factor 11 alpha. The transcript is spliced from 3 exons. Gene Ontology annotation, biological process: regulation of peroxisome size; peroxisome fission. Gene Ontology annotation, cellular component: peroxisomal membrane. The record is from RefSeq and is a predicted model, not a curated record. Lineage: Eukaryota; Metazoa; Chordata; Ceratodontiformes; Protopteridae. The coding region runs from base 539 to 1300 and encodes 253 amino acids.
UGCUAAAGUUUAAAGUUUUGUAUCCUUCCUUUCCUAUCCUAUUCAAUCUUUCUGUGUCACGCUGCUGUCACUGAUUUGCAUUCUUCUGUCAUUGUCAUGUGAACUAUGCCCUUUAACCUACUUUUUUUUUCUGCUCAACUUUGUACUUUCUUAUAGAAACAAAUUCCUGCUGUAAUAGCCUAUGGUGCCAGAUAAGCUUUUGUUGUAUUUGUUUUUGGUACUUUAUAAGUGUUUAAUUUUUAAUGCUUUUGUUUGAACAAGAGCUGAUGUGCCUUGAGUACUGAAAGUAGUUUUUUUUUUUUUGAAUAAUUAACCAGACAGACCGAAGUCUGUCACAACUAUGUGUCAGUUUGUCAGUACAUGCUUUAACAUAUUUUUCUGGCGUUACUUCAUUUCCCCUUUAGCUGAUUCCUGCAAUGACCUGUGGUGACUAAUGAGUGCUAAGCUAUCUGUUUCUUACAUGUAAAGAAACUGGAAUUGCUUGUUGUCAGUCUAGAAUAUAUCAGGGUGCCUUGUAAAUAGUUUUCGGAAAACAUUUAUGUUAAAAAUGGAGUCUUUUGUUAAAUUUACAAACCAGAGCCAAGGCAGAGAUCGUGUUUUCAGAGCUAUACAGAAUGCCUGCAUGUUCCUUAAUCACAUGCUGAAAAACAGGGCAGGCUAUGAGCAGCUGGCAAAAAAACUAAAGCAGCUGGAAUUAAACAUGAGCACAGGCCGAAAGUUGUUUCGACUGGGUAACAUGAUUCAUGCAGUAGAAACAGCUAGAAAGACAUAUCAGUUAUCUGACCCUGUGCUUCGCUUUUGCCUUACUGUCUCCAGCCUGACACGAGUGGCUUAUUUUGUAUGUGACAACAUACUCUGGGCUAGAAGCAUUGGCUUCCUUUCUAGUAUUGAUAAGGAGAGGUGGAGUCUACGUGCUUCCAAGUACUACUUUGCCUCACUACUGAUAACUUUAGUACGAGAUCUGUAUGAGGUUGUCCAACAGAUGGACCAAAAAAGACAAGACCCAAAGCAGCAGAAAGUCAACAGGCACAGAGAGCAAAACCACCCUCAGGAGAGCAGAAACAGAGAACAUAUAAUGGAGGUUAACUUCCUGCUGUCUUUUAUGCUAAUUCUACACAUUCUGAAGAGCAAUCCUCCAUUACUGAUGGAUCUGGUGAAGAACCUCUGUGAUUUAUUUGGUCCUCUAGACAGGCUAAGUGUUUACAAGACCAGUCCUGCAGUAGUGGGGCUUUGUGGCUUCAUCUCAUCAUCACUGGGCAUACUUACUGUUGCUCAGCCAGUUCUCAGACUGAAGCCAUAGACAGGUUUAUUUGAAAACUUGGAUGACACUAGUGAUGAACAGUAAGAGUUUUACUGUGAUAACAAUAAAUGUUUGUAAAAUGUCUUCUGUUGAACAUUAAAAAAUAGUGUGUAAAUUGCAGUCCUAAGAUGGCUAAUCUCUAAAUAUAUGAUUUUUUAUUAUUCGUUUGACCACAAUGAGACAUCUGAAUGUACUCACUCAAGAAAGUAGCAGUAAUUGCUUAAAAUGCUUUAUUUUGUAUUUAUUUUUAUUUAUUUAUUUUUGUGUUUAUGUAUGUGUUUGAAUGUGUACCUGUGUGUGGACAUUAAAUGCUUACAUAACUUA